Molecule: messenger RNA, 1546 nt
Organism: Hylaeus volcanicus
Lineage: Eukaryota; Metazoa; Arthropoda; Insecta; Hymenoptera; Colletidae
Gene: Pex16
Product: peroxisomal membrane protein PEX16
Exons: 5
Coding region: 89-1099 (336 amino acids)
Biological process (GO): peroxisome organization
Cellular component (GO): peroxisomal membrane
Source: RefSeq, a predicted model, not a curated record
CCCCAGACGUCACCUGUUGAUUUUUCAAAGGUUAACAGUGAUCGAGUGAUGAUUGUCAACUUCAUUUAAAUUGUUCAAAAAUAUCAAAAUGGUGCUCGACAAAGUGAAUUCUUCUGUUUUAAAACUCAUCGAACCCUAUAAAAAAUGGGUCAUAGAAAAUCCACAAUUAUUGGCAGACUUAGAGAAAACUGUUCAGUGUUUGUCUUACUUUACAGCUGGUUCCCUGAACAAUUCUACGUUUACAUCAGAGUUUAUCUACUCAUUCUCGAACCUAGUUGUUCUCUUCAACGACUUGCUAAUGUGCAGCGGCAGAUGCAUGCAUUUAAAGUUUCCCCAAUUCGAGUCGAAGCUUAAAAUUUGGCUGACUGUCGUGGAGUAUACAGAGACACUGUUCGAAAUCUCUGCUAAGAAAUUGUGGGGACCCAGCGGCAGGUGGUUCGUAAUCACAGCGAUACAAAUAUUCAAGACUGUGUUGCGUCUCUUGGUAAUACACGUCUACAAAGAACGCAUGGUGAAAUGUCCUCCGAUACAACCGCUCAACAGAGAUAUGUUAAUCAAAUCUAACGAAGAGAAAUUGAAGAAUGGAUUCAUGCUGAAGCGAUCCGGCACCAUCGUCAGAAGUAUAAGGGGCACCAAUUCUUUACAGGCACGAACAUGGGAACGGUUGCCUUCUGUCCCCAGUGAAAGUGAUAAUCUAAAUGCUUCCACUGUAUCAGAAAAGAAAUUCAUUAUAGCAGAGAGUCUUUAUAUUAUGAAACCAUUAUUCCAUUUGGGAUGCGUAUCCGUCACUGGUGAGAAACAGUGGGCGCCGUGGUUGUUGUCCUUUGCUAUUGAUUUACUUAGUUUAAACGUAUUUAACGAUAAAACAAACCGUGAAUCGUUCAGCAAAGAAGAAGAAGAAGAACUGAAUAAGCGGAAGCUAGCUUUGCUGCUUUAUAUAUUAAGAUCUCCAUUUUACGAUAAAUGCACCCGUGACAGAAUAAAUGCAGCUCUCACUGCGUUGUCUACUACAGUGCCUUUCGCUAAAUUCAUAGCGGAACCAAUGAAAAAGUAUCUGCCACAUUGGCAGAGCACAUACUUUUACAUUUGGUCGCGCUAGCUUGUUAAAUUAUUAUUUAUGUAUUUUUUUAAUAUUGGUACAAGUUAUUGUUUUGGGCUGUAGAUAACGUUAACAAUGAUAUAUUGUUAAUAUGGUAAGAAGGGGAAAUGGAAAAUGUAAUAAAUUUAACUCGGACUGACUCACCGUUAAAAGUGAUAUAUAUAAGAUUUAGAAUUCGCAUUUGCUGUGGAGCAAAAGGUGAACAAUAUUAUAUUAUUAUAAUUAAAAUUAUAAAGAAAAAUUAUAAUUCAACGAAUACGCUUCCAGUGUAGCAAAACAAAGCAACAGGAGGUACUCGGGAUAUUAGCGUUUUUAUAAUAAUUUUAUACUUAAAAACAUGUCAGUUUAUUUUUUUAUGUUCUUGGAUGUAAGAGGUAAUUUUAGUACGCGUUAAAUUUUUCUGUACAGUCUUUUUUUUAUAAAGAAUAAAAUCCAAAAGAAAUUUGA